AAUGUUAAUUAUCACACAACAGUUAAAAUUUUAGCCACGCAAACAAAACUAGAAUAUUACAUCUAAUGAAAUGAUCAACAAAACACUUUUGAUUGAAUUUUACGUUUCGUUCAAUGCACAUGACUGGAGCGUGUACUUUGAUGUAAUUUUAAGUGAAACGAAACUUAAUUUCGCGACGGUUUGCUUCAUUCUGCUUGGCAGUGUAACAAACGUCAGCCAUGUUGUUGUAAAUCAAAACAUUGCAGCGGCUGCGGUUGAGGCGCAGUCUUUCUUCAAAAUUCGACCUAAAUUCGUCCGUAAUGAUGUUCUCCGUCGGAAUUCGUCCAGGAAUUUCCACUUUGACCAGGCCGUAACAGACGGCAACUUCUACCAAACUUCCAAGUUUCCGAAGAAAAGUGAUCUGGCCGUAGGAACCAAAAGCUACUACGGACGUGAACCAUGGGGAUCGGAUCGAAUCAGCCGGGUGGUCACGACCUGUUAGGACGAACUCAGCCCGGUGAGGACAAUAAAUGGCAUGAGAGAACUGAGUGCGAGCGACCUUCUGAGACCCGUCAGGAAUUUGGCGACGGAACAACAUCUGACCUUCGGAGGAAUUCUAUGAUCAAACUAGAAGGAAAAACAAACUGAAGUGUUGCGACUAAACGUGAAAAAUUGUGAUGAGUGAAAUAUAAUUAUGGUGAUUUUUCAAUAAAAAAUAUCGAUGAAAUCGAGUAUAAACAUGUUUCUUUUCAUUAGUAAGAAAUAGUCGAUUCCAAUAAGAAUAUUUUCCCACAAGAAUAGCGUAAAGCGUAAUAUUACACGACCUCGGUUGGUUGUGUGGUUCGUGUAAUUUUCAAAUGAGACAUAAUUUUGCGUCUUAUUUGACGCUCCAGUUAUGUGCAUUGAAAAAACAGAAAAUUACACGA
Culex pipiens pallens (northern house mosquito) is the source of this 905-nucleotide messenger RNA. RefSeq lists its product as uncharacterized. Lineage: Eukaryota; Metazoa; Arthropoda; Insecta; Diptera; Culicidae. The transcript has 2 exons. The record is from RefSeq and is a predicted model, not a curated record. Bases 71 to 481 code for a protein of 136 amino acids.